UCGUCCAGACCUAAGCCGGUGGCCGGACCGGACGACCUGCUUCUCUUGCUGGUUCAGGAUUGGGCUCGUGACAAAUCGGUCUUUCCAACUGAGGACGACCGACUCGAUAUUUCUACGAUUAUGCUAUUCCAGUCUUAUACAAGCGGCCGCUCCGUAGAGUUUGUUUAU
Molecule: messenger RNA, 168 nt
Organism: Mollisia scopiformis
Lineage: Eukaryota; Fungi; Ascomycota; Leotiomycetes; Helotiales; Mollisiaceae
Exons: 1
Source: RefSeq, a predicted model, not a curated record